Linnemannia hyalina is the source of this 792-nucleotide messenger RNA. The record is from the annotation of a GenBank genome assembly. NCBI's taxonomy places the organism in Eukaryota, Fungi, Mortierellomycota, Mortierellomycetes, Mortierellales, Mortierellaceae.
AUGCUGGACAUCAAGCAGGCUGACAAGGCCGUCAAGGCACUCCUUGGAUACGUCGAGAAGAAGGGAGAGAGCAAGGACCAGCUCAUGGAAGAUGACCAGACCGUCUGGUUGAUCAUUGCUACCAAGAAGUUUUCCGAUGCCAGCAAAGCAAAGCCCCACCGCAUUCCUCUUAAGCACUCUAUUGUCGCACCGGAUGCCGAGGUCUGUUUGUUUGUCAAGGAUCCUCAGAAGGACUUCAAGCGCCUGCUCGAGGAGAAGGGAGUCAAGGCUGUCAACAAGGUCAUUGGAGUCUCAAAGUUGCGCGCCAAGUACAAGCCCUAUGAGGCCAAGCGUCAGCUCUGCGCUUCGUACGGCUUGUUCUUGGCUGAUGCCCGUGUUGUCACAGUGUUGCCCAAGUUGCUCGGAAAGACCUUCUUCUUGAAGAAGAAGCAGCCCAUCCCCGUCGACAUGACCAAGAGUGACCUCAAGAAGGAGAUUGCAAGAGCCAUCGGAUCAACAUAUAUGCACACCACCAGCGGAACCUGCACUGCUGUCAAGGUUGGAUUGACGAGUCAGAGCGCAGCCGAGAUCACGGCCAACAUCGAGGCCGCCAUGCCCCAUAUCAUUGAAAAGAUUCCCCGCAAAUGGAAGAACAUUCAGUCUAUCAACUUGAAGACCAACGACUCUACAGCUCUCCCCAUCUUCAACUCUCUCCCCGACGAGGGCGUCACCCGCAUCGAAGCUUACGGAAAGAGGUCAAACGCAUUAGCAAUGGAUGAGGAUGAGGACGAGGAUGAGGAAGACGACGAGUAA